AUGUCUGAAGAUUUUACCUCGCAUUCUAGGAAAAUUAGAUCCAAAGUUACUCAUUAUAUCGACAUCUUUAAGAAGCUGAACAAAAGAUCGUAUAUUAAAUGUGAUAAGCUGAUUAGGGACGGUGUACCCUAUAUAUCUGACUUUGACAUGGAUGAUAUUUAUGCUGAAGUUAUACAACUGAGACCUUCUAGUAACAAUAGUUUAUUGUUACGUAGUAUGGCAAUGUCACUUGGACAAAGUUUUAAAGAAAGUGGAAGUGACGAAGCUAGGGAUAAUGAAGAUGAUACUGAGGUCUGCUCAUAUUGUGCUACGGAUGGAAAGCUCCAGCCAGCAUCGUACUUCUGUUAUAAUUGUGGCGUGUUUGGUAGAUACAUUUGUGGUAGAUGUUUAACUCAUCAUAACCGGACUGUGAAGAGUCAUAAAGUAAAAUUGAUGAGCAAUCAGCAUGUGUCACGAGGACAAACGUUGGAGACAGAACUUGAUAAAGAGCGAAAGAAUGUAGAAGAACUACGCCACAAACUUGAUGACAAAAUGAAACAAAUCCAAGAACUUGAAAAAGCUUUAAAAGACACAGAUGAAAUAAACAAACAUCUAGCAGUAAGGUAA
This is a messenger RNA of Ruditapes philippinarum (Manila clam), 606 nucleotides long. RefSeq lists its product as uncharacterized. Bases 1 to 606 code for a protein of 201 amino acids. The record is from RefSeq and is a predicted model, not a curated record. The transcript has 4 exons. Lineage: Eukaryota; Metazoa; Mollusca; Bivalvia; Venerida; Veneridae.